Molecule: messenger RNA, 3277 nt
Organism: Cannabis sativa
Lineage: Eukaryota; Viridiplantae; Streptophyta; Magnoliopsida; Rosales; Cannabaceae
Product: respiratory burst oxidase homolog protein B
Exons: 13
Coding region: 374-3091 (905 amino acids)
Cellular component (GO): plasma membrane
Molecular function (GO): NAD(P)H oxidase H2O2-forming activity; peroxidase activity; calcium ion binding
Source: RefSeq, a predicted model, not a curated record
ACGAUGAAUUAGUUGGUUGGCGUUGUAAAGCUUCCUUCUUCCAACAACUCCCGAAAAUUCAACCACUCACAAAACUCCAACUUUUCAUCCCAAAUGCGCCCAUGGGUUUCCUUUCCUUUGACUUUCUCUUUCUAAACACUAACACUAUUUUAAUCAUUUUAUUAAGACUAGCUAUUCUUUUAGCCACCUUAAUUAUUCUUUAAAUCUUAAAUCUUCAUCUUAUUAUAUAAAUCCACUACUCCAAUUUUCUCUCAUCGAACAUAAUCCCAAAACACUACAACAAAUCACUACAUAUUAUUUUCCUCAUCCUAAGUAGAAAAAAUAAGUAUAUCAUACAUAUAUAUCUGCGGCCUGAUAGUUAGAUUAAUUAAAGAUGGAGAUUCAAGAGAAUCAAAGUCCUCAUAAUGAUUCGUAUUCGGAGACUGGAAGCACCAGCGGCGGGAGUGCUGCUGGAGUCGGCUACAGCGGUCCACUGAGUGUGAGUGGUCAGUUAGUUGGCGGGGGAGGGAGUAAGAUGAGGAAGAACAGUAGCAAGAAGAGCACUAGAUUCAAGGACCAAGACGAGUACGUGGAGAUCACGCUCGAUGUCCGAGAUGACUCGGUCAUGGUCCAGAACAUCAGGGGAGGUGACUCUGAGACUUCUUUCUUGGCGACUCAGCUCGAGAAGAAGCCCAACUCCUCUUCAUUGGGGUCUCAGCUUUCGUUUAAGUUCCGCCAAGUGUCGCAGGAGCUUAGGCGAAUGACUUCCUCUAAGAGGUUGCAGCAGCAGAAGAUCGAUCGGAAUAAGUCCGGCGCCGCACGCGCUCUCAAGGGGCUUAAAUUCAUGACCAAGAACAAUGUUGGGAACGAAGGCUGGGCUCAGAUCGAAACGCGCUUUGAUAAAUUGGCCGUCGAUGGUGUACUUUCCAAAUCUCUCUUUGGCCAAUGCAUAGGUAUGAACGAGUCGAAUGAGUUCGCAAACGAGUUGUUCGAUGCGUUGGCUCGACGGAGGGGUAUAACAUCUUCUUCAGUGAACAAAGCUGAGUUACGCGAGUUUUGGGAACAAAUCUCAGAUCAAAGCUUCGAUGCUAGGCUUCAAACUUUCUUUGAUAUGGUGGACAAAAACGCUGAUGGCCGAAUCAAUGGAGAGGAAGUAAAGGAGAUUAUUACGUUAAGUGCUGGUGCAAACAAGUUGUCUAAGAUUCAAGAACGUGCUGAAGAAUAUGCUGCACUUAUUAUGGAAGAGCUGGACCCAGACAACCUUGGCUAUAUUGAGAUAUACAACUUGGAAAUGCUACUUCUACAAGGCCCAAUUCAAUCCAGUAACCUUAAACCAGGCACUGAGAGUCGGGUUCUUAGCCAGAUGCUGAGCCAGAAGUUGGUCCCUACUAAGGACUCCAACCCAAUAAAGCGGGAAUACAGACGGUUCAAAUAUUUUAUAGAAGACAACUGGAAGCGUAUUUGGGUCAUGUGCCUAUGGCUGGCCAUCUGUGCGGGCCUUUUCACUUGGAAGUUCAUUCAGUACAAGAAUCGAGCUGUGUUUGAAGUGAUGGGCUAUUGUGUUACCACUGCUAAAGGUGCUGCCGAGACUCUCAAGUUCAACAUGGCUCUAAUUCUCUUACCUGUUUGUAGAAAUACCAUUACUCUGCUAAGGAGCAGGACAAAGUUGGGAGUUGUGAUACCCUUUGAUGACAAUAUUAAUUUUCAUAAGGUGAUCGCUGCUGGGAUUGCAAUUGGAGUUGGUCUACAUGCAGGGGCACAUUUAACGUGUGAUUUCCCUAGGCUAUUGCAUGCAACUGAAGAUCAAUACGAGCCAAUGGAGAAAUUCUUUGGGGAAGAACAACCCGAAAACUAUUGGUGGUUUGUGAAGGGUACAGAGGGGUGGACAGGUGUGGUCAUGGUGGUCCUAAUGGCUAUUGCUUUCAUCUUAGCACAACCUUGGUUCCGACGAAACAGGUUAAACCUCCCUACUGCUCUCAAGAGGCUUACUGGGUUCAACGCCUUUUGGUACUCUCACCACUUGUUUGUCAUUGUUUACGUCCUCUUUGUCGUUCAUGGUUACUACCUCUACCUCUCCAAGGAGUGGUACAAAAAGACAACAUGGAUGUAUCUAGCUGUUCCAAUCCUUUUAUAUGCCUGUGAACGCUUGAUUCGUGCAUUUAGAUCUGGUAACAAAUCAGUGAAAAUUUUAAAGGUUGCAGUGUAUCCUGGAAAUGUUCUAGCACUGCAUAUGUCUAGACCACAGGGAUUUAAAUACACUAGUGGGCAAUACAUAUACUUGAAUUGUUCGGCUAUAUCCCCAUUUCAGUGGCAUCCUUUUUCAAUUACUUCGGCUCCUGGAGACGAUUACUUGAGUGUCCAUAUUCGCACAGCAGGUGACUGGACAUCACAACUCAAAACUAUUUUCUCAAAGGUAUGCCAACCUCCAUCUAUUAAUCAAAGUGGCCUUCUAAGAGCUGACAUUGGUCAAACCAAUAACAUACCAAGGAUGCCGAGGCUUCUAAUCGAUGGGCCAUAUGGUGCACCAGCACAAGAUUACAAGCAGUACGAAGUUAUCCUUCUCGUAGGGCUUGGAAUUGGAGCCACUCCUUUGAUCAGCAUUCUAAAAGAUGUGCUUAACAACAUGAACCAAUACAAAGAGAUCGAAGAUGGAUUAGAUAGUGGAUUUAAAAGCAAUAACAAGAGAAACCCUUUUGCCACGAAACGUGCCUAUUUCUACUGGGUCACUCGAGAACAGGGCUCAUUUGAGUGGUUCAAGGGUGUGAUGAAUGAGGUGGCUGAGAACGACCACGAUGGUGUUAUUGAGCUCCACAACUACUUGACUAGUGUUUAUGAAGAAGGAGAUGCUCGAUCUGCUUUGAUCACUAUGCUUCAGUCUCUCAAUCAUGCUAAAAAUGGAGUUGAUAUUGUAUCAGGCACAAGUGUCAAGACCCAUUUUGCAAGGCCAAAUUGGCGUAAUGUUUUCAAGCACGUAGCUGUUAAGCACGUUGAUCAACGAGUUGGAGUGUUUUAUUGUGGAGCACAUGGAUUAGUUGAUGAGCUAAAGAGCCUAUCUCUAGACUUCUCUCGGAAAACAAGCACCAAAUUUGAUUUCCACAAGGAAAAUUUCUAAGUUAACUGAAGUUACUUCUUCUCUGUAGUUAUAUUAUUUUAUGUAUAUACAACAUAUAAUACAAGUUUAGGCCCCAUAAGGGUUUUGGCCUAUUAAGGUAAAGAUUCAACUUGUCCGUAUUCUUAUUAGAUUUAUUGUUUUUUAUAAUUAUUAUUUAAUGAAGAUCAUUGAGUAUAAAAUGUAGAA